AUUAAUAGCGAGUGAAUAAAGCGGAGGAUCGACGGCGGAGAGUCGAGUCACUGGACAAGCAGGAAUAAUAUCAAAUUUAAUGAUUACGCCCUGUCUUUCUUCUCUUCUUGCCAACUGUCGACAAAGACCGGAACCGUGCCCUGCAGAAUUUUAUCGCCGUCCUUUGCAGGUCUUCCUUCAUCCUCCUUCUCCUUCGUCACUCUACUCCUAGCUGGGAGUUUACAUCAUUUAGUUGUCUAAGCUUCCUUUUUUUUGGCCGCCAGCUGCAUACAUCCAUCCAUCUAUUAUCUGACUGAACUUGGCGCUCAGGAGGCCUUGUCGUCUUCUUUCCCAGCGCUGAUCAGUUUCGGGGUCCUUUUCCCCCUGCUCAGUAAUCUGCUAUUUGGAUAUUACAGGGGUGAAGAGGGAAGAAAGGGCUCCUCCAGGGCUGGAAGUAUACACGAAAAUGGUCGACAUUGAAGGAACUUCUGUCGCGGAAGAUCCCUUGACGCGUCCAACAGUGGAAGCAUCUCAUGGUGCAUGCGACCGUGAGGCUGGCGCUGAGCUCGAACUCGAUCAAGACCAGGCUCAUGGGCAAGGCGACGGUAAUGAGAACGACAACGACAACGAUCAGGACCCUUGUUCCACGCACAAUACAACGGCCAGUGCAACGGUGGGCACGCGACGUCAGACUAACGGGACAAUUGGGUCCGUUUAUUCGGGCAAUAAAAUUCGACACCUCAAGAAAGAGGAUGGGAUUCCGCUCUGGCGCAAGGAUAUUCAAUUUGAGUUCCUCAAGUUAGUGUUCGAAGACCAGACGCCUGUCUUCACGCGGUAUUCGGAUGGAGCUCGAAAUGUCGUCUUUGCGGAUAUCUACCUUGAUGCCAUGGCGAGGAGUAGUAAGACAAGCAAAGUGCUGAAAGACAAGUUACAAAGCGACAGACAGGCAGCUAUUGGAAUGGCGAUGGUCUGUCUUUUGGUCAAUGUGGGCAGGAUGAAUACUACCCUUAACUUUUUCCCUGAAAUGCGUGCUCAAUUGCGAACAUACCACCCAAUCCCUUCUCUACAAGCUCACCAGGAGCAAAACACCGACAAACAGUUGCAAGAUGCACCCCGUCUCAAGUCCAUUCUCAAAGGCGCAUCCGAGGAUACCGAUCAGCCCAAUACGCUCGAGCGGAUCAAACGUCUCCCUGUUCCCCGGACAAAUCCUGUGAAUCUCAUCUUCGUCCUGGCGCAGUACGCACCCAAGGUAUCCGAGAUACACUUCUUCCCUCCUCGAGACUUCUUCGAUCUUGUCGUGAGAUCCACACUCAGCAGCAGGAGUCGUGCGAGAGCCUUCCUUUGGCUUAUGUGGUGGUAUCUCGAGAGCGAUUUUUCCAGGGGGGCUGCGCUCAAUAACCCUUUUGGGCCUGGACUCGACGGUGAAGGGACCGAAGGCUUGCCAAUCAAGGUUCCGGUUUUUGAAAGCCUUACUGAGGAGCAAGCAAACGAGGAAAACAUCGAUACGCCAUCUGAGAUUGAGUAUGGGGAGUCGAAACGCCUCGAACGCAAGCGCAUCUUGGAGGAGGAUGAGCCUACCGCGAGACUGAUCAAGCGUCCCAAAAAAGAUUCCGGCUACGAUGAAGACCAGGUUUCAGGAGACCUUGCAUCUGUCCGAGGUGAUAGAAUCAGCCUUGGGGGCUUCGGGUCGGCGGUGUCAACCCCGUUGCAUCCCUCUUUAAAGCGAUCUGCGGAGGAUGAGGAGGACGAACGGACUCCCGGCCAGUCGGCCCGUGCACGGAGCAAUAAGAAGGCCAAGCGGGACCCCUCAGCGAACAGUUCUGCUGGCCAACAGCGCCUCAUUCUGAAGACGAAGAUGGAGCAAACACCAGAUACCGCGUCUCCUGCGCCUCCUGGUUCAGGCCAUCCGAUUCUGAACCAAUUUGAACCUCCGCUGUCGCAGCCUGUUCCCCCGGCCGCCACAACUAGCACGGCUCCCAGCAGCUCCCGCCGUCCUCGACCCCUUACCCAGCACCAACUCGCUGUUGAACAAAACCGCCGUCAACGCGUGGAGUAUAUGCUUGCGAAGCGGAAGAAUGAAGAGUACAGUUUACUUCGCAAAAAGCGGGAAAGUGAGUUUCCAUUUGCUCGCUACGCGCGCUUGCUCCAGGGCCUCCCCGACGGCUACGAUACAGAGGACGAGGAACAUUCGUGGGGGAAAGGCGGACUUAUCCCGAACCCCCUUGAAGAGGAAGACUUUGGUGAAUGUGCAAGUUACUACCUGUCCGUAAUACGGAAGGCAGCCAGGAGGCUCGACCGAUGGGACUAUGAGGGCGCCAAUGGACCCAAAAGGGAUAGGAAGAAGGAGAGAGAAGAACGUGCGAAAAGAAGAUUACAGAACGGAUUGAGCGGCAAUGGAAAAAAUAAUGGCUUCUCCAACACUGCCAAUUCUAAUAGUGCCACCCUGGAAACGGGAAGCAUCCGCGCGACUCCCUCUCGAAGCAAGGGUAAAGCCCCACGCAGCAGCGCGAAACGGAAAUCUGCCGCUGGCUCGACAGUCACCCCGAACAAGAAACAGGCGUCAUCCUCCGCCCGUAGUAAAGGCGGCCGCGCCCGUACGGGUGGUCGCAGUGGAACCGGAGCUGCCGGCAUAGCAGACUCUACCACAAAUAGUCUAGAUGUUCCAUCCCACGGCCGGGGAACUCUUUCUCCGCUGGGCCCGUCGGCGCAUGCAGAUGCGGAUGUGGAGAUCGAAGGAGAUGACGGCCUCGAUGAUAUCGACAAGGAGCUCCUGGGCGAAGGCACAGGCGAUGAAGGGGAUGAGACUCACCACCGUCCUGCGUCUACUUCUCGUUCUCACCCUCCUCGCUCUCGUGCCGCUCAUCCUUCUUUCGAUGAGUCAGGCAUUGACGACAGCUUCCUGGCUGAUGAUGAUAACGAUAAUGAGCCUCUGACCUCUGAAAAUGAGGUAGAGUUAGGAAGCGAUAUCGACAUGGAAGAGGGCAACUCCGAUGCGGCCAGUAGCUUGAGUUCCUCGCCGGCACGCGAUAUUGUAGGGAAAGUUGAGCCUGAAGCCGAAGCUUUGGCCGAUGACGAUGAUCUCAUGUAGAAUGAGAUUAAUAUUGCAGGACGAACGAAUGUGCAUGCAACAGCAACUGUACCAUACCAAUCUAUCUUUUUUUCUCUCUCUUGCAUCUCCUUCCCAUUAUGCAUAUGGGGUUUUUUCUAUCAUCACUUUGUCUUUUCCAUUUUAGCGCUCAGGUCUUGGCAUUUUUUGCUCACUGAUCUGAGCAUGGGGUGAGUGAUGGCAGCGGGUAAGAUGUAGUCUCGAUAAAACGCACCCAGUCUUGUUUCAGUCCUCUCCAAAAAAAAGGAAAGUUCGGCAUUUUCCCUUUUUGCCUGUGUGAUCAAUUGUGUCAACGCAUCUCCAUUCAGGGUCCAGCUCGUAGCUGAUGAGCCACAUCAUUGCACGGAAACCUUGAGAUUAUGAUUGCCCUGUUGUAUAGCCAUUGCCUCCUCUAGAUCUGGGGAGUAAGGCUCAGGCUCUAACCUUCCCUCUCCCGCCGCGGAAAUGGUUUCCUCGACAAGAUCUUCAGACUCGGUUGUUUUUGUUGCCCAUCGCUGGACCCAAUUUAAGCAUCCAGAAUGGAUCCAGGUGGUCAUAACAACACGCAGUGGUUUCAUACACGAGUUUUCGUUUUAGGUGUACUUAUGAAUAUCGUUUGGCAAUAAUAAGACUCUUGGUGGGGGAAAGAGCUUACUUUGCCCCCUUCCUUGCUACAAUCUGCAGUAACAACUCACUAGCCUUAGCAUAUGUUAUAUUUUCAGACCUGAAAAUGCCGUGAUCAUCAAUUGUCGUUUCCAUAUGAUGAUUGAGGUCAGUUAUUGUUGAGGGUUCAGAAUGCUCAGACAUUUUCACGACCACGCUAGGAGCCAAAGAGCUUGGUGAUGGAAGAACCUCAGGUCGUAGCUUCCCAGGUUCUGUACUCAUCAAGCAUGGGAUAGAGGGGUUUUCAAAC
This is a messenger RNA of Monascus purpureus, 3977 nucleotides long. NCBI's taxonomy places the organism in Eukaryota, Fungi, Ascomycota, Eurotiomycetes, Eurotiales, Aspergillaceae. The record is from the annotation of a GenBank genome assembly.